Vigna umbellata (rice bean) is the source of this 1538-nucleotide messenger RNA. Its product is annotated as RNI-like superfamily protein. Gene Ontology annotation, biological process: SCF-dependent proteasomal ubiquitin-dependent protein catabolic process. Gene Ontology annotation, molecular function: protein binding. The record is from RefSeq and is a predicted model, not a curated record. Gene Ontology annotation, cellular component: SCF ubiquitin ligase complex. Lineage: Eukaryota; Viridiplantae; Streptophyta; Magnoliopsida; Fabales; Fabaceae.
AACACUGCUUCCACCACACUCUCUUCUUCUGAUUCCCAAACUCAUUGAGUUAGGGUUUCCUCUGCGUUAAUGGCUUCAAAUUCGAUCCAUGGCAACGGCGUAUCGGGAUCGAAGCUCUGCAUAAACGACGUUCUAAGGGACGACGAGCUCCGUUCCGUUCUGGGGCGGGUGGAGACUGAGAAGGACAAGGAAACCUUCGGUUUGGUCUGCAAGCGAUGGCUUCGGUUGCAGAGCACCGAAAGGAAGAAGCUCGCAGCACGUGCCGGUCCCCACAUGCUCCGAAAAAUGGCCGAUAGGUUCACACGCUUGGUCGAAUUGGACCUUGCUCAGUCCGUUUCUCGUUCCUUUUACCCCGGCGUCACCGAUUCCGACCUCGCCGUCAUCGCUAAUGGCUUCACUUGCUUGAAGAUCCUCAAUUUGUAUAAUUGCAAAGGAAUUACAGAUGCUGGAAUGAAAGCUAUUGGUGAAGGUCUUUCCUUAUUGGAGUCGUUGGAUGUAUCUUACUGUAGAAAGCUGACCGACAAGGGAUUUUCAGCCGUUGCCAAAGGCUGUUCUGGCUUGCGGAUAUUACACAUGGCUGGUUGUAGAUUUGUUACUGAUGGUGUAUUAGAAGCUCUCUCAAAAAACUGUCGUAGCUUAGAGGAGUUGGGAUUGCAAGGGUGCACAAGUAUCACUGACAAUGGACUCAUAUACCUUGCAAGUGGGUGUCAUCGGAUCAGGUUUCUGGACAUCAAUAAAUGCAGUAAUGUCAGUGAUGUUGGGGUUUCUAGUAUUUCUAGGGCUUGUUCAUCUUCACUCGAGACAUUGAAACUCUUAGAUUGCUACAAAAUUGGGGAUGAAACCAUAUUAUCCCUGGCCGAAUGCUGUCGUAAUCUGGAGACUUUAAUCGUUGGAGGUUGCCGGGAUGUCUCUGCCGAUGCCAUAAAGUCGCUGGCUACUGCUUGUGGAAGCAGCCUUAAAAACUUAAGGAUGGAUUGGUGUCUAAACAUUUCUGAUUCCUCAUUGAGAUGUGUUUUAAGUCAAUGCAGAAACCUUGAGGCACUGGACAUUGGUUGCUGUGAAGAGUUGACUGAUGCUUCUUUUCAGUUCAUAAGCAAUGAAGAGUCUGCCUUGAGUUUGAAGAUUUUGAAGGUUGGUAAUUGUCCAAAGAUCACAGUCACAGGCAUAGGCAUUCUUGCGGGUAAAUGCAGUUCUUUGCAAUACUUGGACGUGAGGUCAUGCCCUUACAUUACGAAGGCUGGUCUCGACGAGGCUGGUUUCCAUUUUCCCGAAUCCUGCAAGAUUAAUUUUGAUGGUAGCAUCAGUGAGCCUGCUGUGCUUCUUUAAUACCAUAAUAAUUUCAAAGAAUUGGUUUCACCGUUAGAUCUUCAUUCGUAAACUUAUUGAUAAGGCGUGCCUUUGUAAAUUUGAUGAGAAUGUGAUCUGCUCUGAUGAUGUUAGUUCUCUUGUGCAACCCAUGUAUCAUGUAAGUGUACUAAAAUGGUGUCCGAUGUAUCAUAUUUUAUUAAUCAGUUCGGUUGUAAAUUUGAAGAGAACAA